AUUCACGCUGCCAUCACCCUCCGCUGUAUCAAGCACCGGACUUCGUUCAGGCUAUGGGCCUUGGUCACGAAAGCAUCCCAAACAAUGCUACUAGAUAUUUCCGCCCGUCGCCAGUCAAACACACUCGUCGUCGUUUAAUAUCUACGCCACCAUUGACAGCGACGGUGUCUUUUCCUCAAGUUUUGCUUGUCACUUCCUGGGCUCCUCCUGGCACGACAGGACUGCAUGGUUGAGGUGGGUUGAAGGCAUGCACGAGACUCAUGCAAACAAGUGUGAUCAGUGGGAACAUAAAUGUGUCUAUAUAGUAUCGUAACCCUGUGGCCCUAUCUCAUACUCCAUCCCUCUCUCUCUCAUGAGUUGCUGGUACAUAUGAGCGUACAAUAUGCACCCGAAAAACUCGCCAAGGCGGCCCUGGAUCUUGGCGUUAACCUCGACACUUGGGUCGACCGAGACAUUACAUUUCGACCUCGUCAUGGCGGCACCGCGGUCGUAUACCUUGGUACCCUGCGCCCCCAAGCGACGAGGGUAGCUAUCAAAUGUCUUCGUUUCUAUCCCCACGGAGACGAGUCGAACAUCGAUCAUAUUGUCCGCGAGAUAGACAUCUGGCGAAAACUACAACACAAAAACAUUGUGCCAGUGUUCGGCGUCGUAACAAAAAUUGACUUCGCGGUAUCAAUCGUGUCGGAGUGGAUGGAACAGGGCAACGCAUUCGAUUACGUCCAGAACGAAACGAUCGAUCCGCGUCCUCUGUUGUUGGAUAUAGCACGUGGAUUGGAGUACCUUCACGAUUAUGCCAAGAUCCUGCACGGUGACUUACGAAGCAAAAACGUGUUGAUAUCCAAGGAUGGUCGUGCAUUACUAACGGAUUAUGGAAUCUCCCCUCUCAUCGACUCGUCGUUCUCUAUGACAGCCGCCGCACCUAUCCGCCCGACGGUAAGGUGGUUAUCUCCGGAACAAAUUGAUAGUUUUGGCGAAGUGACUCGUGAAGCGGAUGUCUGGGCCUUUGGGAUGACUGUUCUAGAGUUGUUCACUCGCAAACCACCUUACCAUGACAUCCCUGAUACCAGGAAUGUUAUAGCCCGCAUUCUGGAUGGACCGCCUGCUCGGCCAACUGACCAGUCUACGUGUUCCCGUUUGACGGAUGAAUGGUGGGAGAUCUGCUCUCUGUGUUGGAUGGAUGAAUCGUCGCGGUCUGCUAUUUCUGACAUUGCCAACAAAAUUCAAUCGGUAAUGGAUCCGGUGCCUCGCUUCGGCUCGUUCUGGUCUAUAUCUUACAUCGUAGAGCUGGUGAGACGAUUCGUCUGGUAAUCUUGUGGAUAUCUCGUUGUGUCUUCCCCGCUAGUCGUUCGAUCGUAGUUCGGAUGUUGCCCUUGCCUCAUAAAACGGAUCGUCGUCUUCGCUACGCUCAUUCCUCGUCGGAACCCCGGCUGCCCAUCUAUACGGACUGAUGUGCCCUGCAAUCACCCCCGCAUCCUUUACUAACGCUGCAACUAG
This is a messenger RNA of Pisolithus orientalis, 1494 nucleotides long. Its product is annotated as kinase-like domain-containing protein. Gene Ontology annotation, molecular function: protein serine/threonine kinase activity; ATP binding. Gene Ontology annotation, cellular component: cytoplasm. Gene Ontology annotation, biological process: protein phosphorylation. The transcript is spliced from 8 exons. NCBI's taxonomy places the organism in Eukaryota, Fungi, Basidiomycota, Agaricomycetes, Boletales, Pisolithaceae. The coding region runs from base 292 to 1308 and encodes 338 amino acids. The record is from RefSeq and is a predicted model, not a curated record.